UACACGAUCCACUUUUUGAGCAUGCAUGAAUAGUUCGCUAGAAAGUCGUCCUAUCUGCUCAAGCGAUUGAGCUCCCCAUACCCCUCGCCCCAGCCACCAGGACAAGAUGCCACGGUGCUGACCCUAUUUACACACAACAGGAUUCCAUCUCCGUCCAUCUCACCUGGUUGCCACAGCAACCACAAAGUUUGACAGCCGAUGUUUUGAGACCAGUGGACUACACCUCUGUUUCAUCCGUCCUACUAUCCUCACUGCCUUAUGUACAAGAUGGCCACGUAUACGUUUAACCCUGGAUGCAGAUAUGGUAAAAUAGUCGUACCCAUGUCGCAGCUCUCGGCAACAAGCACUCCGCCAAACCCGCCCAUGUCACAAGAUACAUUUGAUUACUUAUGGAACACGUUAGGAGAAUGUACAGAAAAUGGCAUUUUUUCCAGGGAGUACACACAUAUUUCAUCGAAAGAUCUCGACUAUCAAUAUCAUGACAAUGAAGACGAAACUGCCACAUUCCAAGUCGAGCGCUUCCAGAUCCAGAACCACGCUGCAGAUGCUUCCAUCAAUGAACUGGUCAGUAAAUUGAACCCUAUCAUCGCUCAAACAACCACUGCCUCUGGGAUGAGCCCAGACUCUCAGACACAGAUCAUCGGCAGCUCAGCAUCAAGUCCUUACCACGAUGGAGUUGUCACGUCACCCCCACCAUACUCACCUCACACCAACAUGCAGUCCCCAUCCCCCACAGUGCCAUCAAAUACAAACUACCCUGGUGACUUCAACUUUGAAAUCAGUUUUGCUCAACCAUCCAAAGAAACAAAAUCCACCACAUGGACGUACUCUGAAUCCCUGAAGAAGCUGUAUGUGAGAAUGGCCACCACAUGUCCGGUCCGAUUCCGGGCACAGAGGACGCCCCCACCAGGAAGCAUAAUCCGUGCUAUGCCCAUUUUCAUGAAGCCCGAGCACGUGCAAGAGGUUGUGAAACGCUGUCCGAAUCAUGCGACAUCGAAGGAGCAUAACGAAAGUCACCCUGCUCCCACUCAUCUGGUGCGUUGUGAACACAAACUGGCAAGAUACCAUGAGGACAGUUACACAAAUCGUCAGAGCGUCAUCAUCCCCCAUGAGAUACCGCAGGCGGGGUCAGAGUGGGUCACCAACCUCUUCCAGUUCAUGUGCUUGGGGUCCUGUGUGGGGGGCCCCAACAGACGCCCCAUACAGAUCGUGUUCACUCUGGAGCAGGAAGGCAAGGUUCUGGGCAGACGGGCAGUCGAGGUCAGGAUAUGUGCCUGUCCAGGGAGGGAUCGGAAAGCUGACGAAAAGGCAGCAAUGCCACCUUCGUGUAAACAGUCCCCCAAAAAGGUGCCCCAGCUAACGAAACUUACAGUAGGAACAGAAAUAACAGUGGCACAGGGAAAGAAGCGGAAGUUACAAGAGGACGAUGCUUAUUCGUUAACUGUUCGAGGGAGAGAAAAUUACGAAAUUCUGUGCAAGAUUCGGGACAGCUUAGAGCUGUCCUCCAUGGUGCCCCAGCAGCAGGUUGAGCUGUACAGGAAGCAGCAAGGAGAAAUCCAGAGACAACCAAGCCAACCUCACAUCAUGUCCAUCCCCAGCAACGAACGCAUCGCUCAGCCGGCCGAGACGGCGCACCAAGCCAGCCUCCCGUUCAGCCCCGACUCCAGCAACGUGAGCAGCUCCCAGACCAGUCAGGUGAACGGAGACACUCUGCCCGCCGCGCUGGAGGCCGUCAUCAACCAGGCUGCCGUCAAGGAGGAAGUUGUUGGCAAUGGACAGACCAUGUUGGACAACACUGUUGCUGCUUGGUUGAAUUCAAUUGGUCUCUCGGCAUAUAUUGACAAUUUCCACGAAAAGAACUUCUUGAAUAUGUUCCAGUUGGAUGAAUUCUCUCUUGAGGAUUUGUCAGCCAUGAAGAUUGGGACGAGCCAUCGCAACAAGAUCUGGAAAUCCUUGGUGGAAUACAAGCAGGCAAAUGCCUACACCUCCGAAGUCUCACAGUCACUUGCACGCAACGCCAGUAGCACGUCCACAAUCAGCCUCUCCUCCCAGCCUAGCAUCUCCCAGAACAGCGCAUACUGCCCAGGCUACUACGAAGUCACACGCUACACAUUCAAACACACAAUAUCAAUCACAAAGGACGACGUGAAGAAGUUGAGAACGGAAAAGCCAGAAUGAACAAACAUUUGGCUUUCACACGAACAUUUCUAAAGGUGCAAACAAAUUUUCUAAAGUGCAUUUACCUUUCAUUAUGGCUAAUUGAUCAUGUUUAUCACUGCUGAUAUAGACAUCUUCCAGUUUGUGUGGCAAUCGUUGAACGAAGUGUGCUUAUCAUUAAAUAUUACAUUUAUACAUUCCAGUUUUUCCCGUGUUGAUGUUUUCUGUGUGUUUUACCCAAUGAGUCCAUCUUAUAAAGAUGGGCUCAACUAUUUGUAGUUAUGUUGCAUCGGACAAAUCUUGUAACUGAAGUUCAGAAGCAUGUUACCAUUUCCAUGGUUUAUAUCAAGACUUGAAAAUCGUGUUAUGCUGAAAAAUGAAAUUAUAGUCAUUAAUUUUUUAAAUUGCUCGUUCAAAGAUCAGGUUGAGAUUAAUUUUAGCUAUUGGGCCAAACAAUGUGUGUAUUAAAGAUCAUAUGAAACUCAGCUGACAUUUAACAAGCAAGUUGUGACAGGUUCAUUUUUCAGCAGUCACAUGUCAGACCAAUAUUACGUACAUAUUAUGGCCAAAUAUUUAAGCCUCUAAUUUGUUGACCAUGAAGUCUAAAAUGUUUUUGGGGUCUGUAGCCAGAGUAGCUAUUUAACAGUGAUUGUUUAAUCUAACCAUAAAUGGUUUUCAUGUUUAGGGCCAAGGUAAAACUUAGAAAUGGUUGAACAAAUAUCAAGUCGUCAUGGAAUCCUCAGGUUUGUCAGGUGUCAAGUGUGUUUCCCUACCAGCAUGCAUUGCUCAGGGGAGGUAACUCCAACUCAAAUCCAAAUGUCUAGCGCUCCGUCCAUUUUGUAAUGGCUGUUAAUUUAUGUUGGUAAGAUUUUUCUGUUAUUAUGUCUUGAAGACAAAUAUUUCAUUAUAGAGAACAGCAUUGUAUAGUAGUUCGAAAAGACUGUCAUAUUUGCAAACUCAAUAUUGGUUUUAGGGAAAUUUUAAACAAAUCACCAUGUAAACGAACUGCAAAAUGUUUGAAAGGAUAUAUGUCAAAGGCUUAUUCCCUAACACCAAUAUUGCAUUGAACUAGUUCAUAUAUCUUUACAUUCCAUUUAUUACAUUCUUUAGGGACAUACCAAAUCUACCUUAAUUUGAAACAGGAAAUACUGUUUAUCAAGACUAUUUUCCUCUUUAAUGUGAAACCAAACCAGGUUUGUUCUCUGCUCCCUGUUUCGUAAAGUUUUCUACAAUUUUGAAGCUAAUAUAAUCCAAAUGUAUUAAUCAAUUUCUAUUGAUCAAGUUUACAGAGUAAAUAGGAUGGUAUGUUUCUAAUGUAAAUAUGGGGUGUUCUGCAUAGUUACACCUCGUCAUACUCAUUGUUUUGGUGAACAAACACUUGUUAAUACUAUCUUCAAUAGGACAAAUAUGCAAGGAAAACUAUUUCCAAAACUAUUAUUUUGGCAAAUAACCAUGUAUAUUUAUACUGCUUAUAAAUGUAGUCAGACAAUUUUUAAAUGGUAUUAUUUUUGUCGUGAUUUUAGGAGCUUUAUACUGGCUACCACUGCUUUUGAUUAAGAUAUAAGUAUUGUUUUGUUUGCCUUGGUUUGAUAAAAUAGUGGCAGAAAGGAUGAUCUCUGUUGAUGUUGAUGGCAUAUCUAGUGCAUUAAUGUAUUCAGAUUUGUUUGAAAUUUAUAUAGAUAUUUUGUCAAUGUGACUGGCUAUUUAAACAUCGCUAUUCAAGAGAAAUGGUUUGAUGUGCUGCUUAAAUUUUCCUUUGUUUUUCUUUUCUGCAAAUGGCAUAUUGUCACCGAUAGUCUUUUUUGACAAUAUUAUUACGUAUUUAUCAAGUGUUAGUUCAGAAUGGUCACAAUUUCAUGUCAUUUUCAUGUGGGUUUGUGCAUAAUUUGAGCGGAAUGCUCUGUGUUGAAAAGUGUUCAUAGAGAAGGCAGUUGAAGUCAGCCUUCUCAAUUGUUCAUGACAGUAGUUGAAAGGAAAACAGUAUAUGCAUAAUGACUAUAUUCAAUGUGUGAGAUGUUUAUUAUUUUGUUAAUUGGAUUUCUUAAAGACAGAUUUCCAACGGUGCGAUACUUAAUUUUGUUGUUCAUUGUUCCUAAAUACCUUCCCAAUCAUGCUGCAUGUCUUCAUCAUUGAUAUGAUGUGUCAUCAGUGAAAAUAUCGUUCAAUAGCAAAAUGUUAUAUAUUAAAUAGUGACUUCAUUGGUGCAUUUUUCAGCUGGUGUAUGAAAAUCCAAUAAGUUUUUUCUUUGGGAAACAUGUUUUAUAAAUAACAUUAAAAUGUGCAAUGUCAAGAAUUUCAAAGUAAAUUGGGGCAAAUGCUGCUGUGUGUGGUUUGUUCCAAGUUGGUUCUCUUUACUGUACAGAAUAUGUAGUGUUUUACAGUGCCUGUUACUCGCAGCAUUUGAAGUGCUGGAAGGGAGGCGACUCUAUGAUGUUGGCCGUCACAUUUUAAGAGUUAGCUCCCCUUACAUAAUGUGUUGACUCUUAUUGCCCAGACCUAUGGGGGUUUCGUACUGAAACUCAUUGAAGUUGUCAGGAAAGAAAACAACUUUAUAAGACCUUUGAAACUUAGUUUCAGAAACAUUUAAUCUGUGUGUGUGGUUUUAUCAAAUGGUGAAAAUGUCUUUGACAGGAAUUUCUAAUUUUUGGGAAAAGACAAAAAUAUGUUGUGAUAUGACAGGACUACUGAGAUCACACACCCUCUGGCUCACUCACUCACUCACUCACUCACUCACUCACUCACUCACUCACAGAUUGGUUUGUGGAGUGGGGUGCCCUGUCUUGUGGUCAAGUGGUCAAGGUGUUGACUUGGCACACAGAAGACUCAGGUUCCAUUCCCCACUUUCGGUUCAAUGAGUGUGUGAAGAACCCUAACCAAAUCUGCUGCAAUAUUGCUGAAAGUGGUGACAUACAGAUGGACUAACUUUCGAACAACAAAACUUUUCUUAGCAGUAAAACUUCGAUCAAAACCUAACAUCAUGUUCUUUUGACAUGGCAUGCCUUCCAUUCAUGCUUCCAUCAACUACCGACUCUUAACCAUAUUAUCUCGAACAAAUUCAGCUUCAUUGAUCUUUGGACAAGAUCCUUUUGUUGCCCUCAUCAUUCGUAUACAAAAGGCAAGGCAUCAAGGCAGUACAUUCUCAUGCCUUUCUAACAUGGUGGGUAUUGGUGCUGAGUCCAUCACCAAAGAUCACAAAUGUUGAGCAUCCCAUGUAAGGGGAGAUAACCCUGGUGGUUUUGUUUCAUAAAUUGAGUGCCGUGUAUAUAGUGUUGGAACUGAUGAAAGCUGGAGCGUCCUGUACAUCGUUAGAAAUCAUCUAUUUAAUAUUUUCUACAUUAUUUAUGCGUGAUGUGUUUGUUUACUUAGUGAGUGACAUCUCAACAAUAAUGGUUUAGCUUGUCUGCCAACACAAGGGGUUAUUCGCGGGAUUUUCUUGUCAACAUAUAAGGCCAUUUUUUACUUUAUCUUUUAAUAUGUAUACAUAUAAUCAGGGUAUGAAACUCCC
Haliotis rufescens (red abalone) is the source of this 5662-nucleotide messenger RNA. Its product is annotated as cellular tumor antigen p53-like. The coding region runs from base 259 to 2178 and encodes 639 amino acids. The record is from RefSeq and is a predicted model, not a curated record. Gene Ontology annotation, cellular component: nucleus. Lineage: Eukaryota; Metazoa; Mollusca; Gastropoda; Lepetellida; Haliotidae. The transcript is spliced from 13 exons. Gene Ontology annotation, biological process: regulation of transcription by RNA polymerase II; protein tetramerization; apoptotic process. Gene Ontology annotation, molecular function: RNA polymerase II cis-regulatory region sequence-specific DNA binding; DNA-binding transcription factor activity, RNA polymerase II-specific; protein binding.